AUGAUGGCGGCAGUGUCCGUGACCGUAAACACCGCGUGAAGGCUCGCUUUGAGUGGUGUACAGCGCGUGCGCGCGCGCACACACACUCCUCGGCUACUGUCACGCGCUGCCGCGGUGACACGGCGUGAGGUCGUUCACCGGCUGUCGGUAUUUACCGACUCCACGCGCAGCUAAACCCCGCGAAGAGCGAACUCUGCGGUCGGAGGGUGAAGAUGUCAUGAUGCUUCCGGUCUCCAGGUUGAAAGGUCACCAGCCGGUUGCCAUGGUUACCGCCCCCUGGCCCUCACUGGUGCUGCCCUCCGAGGCCCCGCCCCCUUGCCUUUGGUUCGCCGGCCACAGUGGGGGGUGGUACGACCUCAGGCCCCGCCCACUUUACUACCCAGCCCCUUACUGGACCCCCCCGGAGGUAUCCGUCGUCAGGUGGGAGCUUCCAGGCUGGGAGAUGGUUCCUCUCCUCCCUCCGCUCUACCACUCCUCUCUCCUCCUCCCUCCGGCGCCUCCUCCUCUCCCCAAGGUCUGCUGGAGGAGCAGCGGGCCGAAGCUGGUGGACGGUUGGAUUUACCCAGAGGACUUAGCGGUGUUCCCCCAGCCGACCAAUCAGAUCCCUCCCCGGAGACACACCCCCAGGACACGCCCUCUUCUGUCGCCAGUGGCUGCAUUGCUCGGAGGAGCGUUCAGGGAAUUGGCGGCUCCACUCCAGUGGCAUAAAGGGGCGUGGUCUGAUAAGAGGGCGGGGCCUGAGCGGGAGGCGUGCCCUGUGUUGAAGGCGUGUCCUGAGAGGCAGGUGUCGCCUGUCAAGAACAUCUGGUCGGAGAGGGAGGCGUGGCCUAUAAAGCGGAUUGUAUUCCCCGUCCAUCUCCACAAAGAGGCGGGACUUAGUCAUUUCAUCAGCCAGGACAGAUGGCCCCGCCCACUGUUCCAGGUGAUGUCAUCACUUCCUGUCUCUCUGCUCUCCAGGAAGUCCUCCGCUUUCACUCUGCUCACCAACCUCUCACCGCAAAAUAAACGAGGGGGUGCUGGUGCAGGAGGGUGUGGUCGGGGAACGGUGAUGACCAACGAGAGAGAGACUGAUGAGGAGGGUGUGUCUGAGGUCAGGCUAAGGGAGGUAAAGACAGACAGACGACCCGUUGCCACAACUCCUGUCCCCGGGUCACCAUGGUGCGUAGUCUGGACUGGAGACGAUCGUGUGUUUUUCUUCAAUCCCACAAUGCACCUGUCUGUAUGGGAAAGACCCUGUGAUUUGAUUGGUCAGGACAUCGGCCGUAUCAUCAUGGACCCGCCCCACAAGAGGAAGAAGAACUCUGAGCGAGAUUUGUCUUGUCAUGAUGAUGAUGAUGAUGAUGAUGAUGAUGAAGAUGGACAUGACUCAAAGAGAAGCAGGCUAGAGGAACCGUUGUCUCUCAUCAAGGAAGGCCAGGAGGACAAGCUCCUCCCACUUGAGAUGCGCGUCUCCAAGUUUAGAGACAUGAUGCUGGAGAGAGGGGUGUCUGCCUUCUCUUCGUGGGAGAAGGAUCUUCAUAAGAUGGUUUUUGAUCCCAGAUAUCUUCUGCUCAGCCCAGACCAGAGGAAAGAGGUAUACGAUCAGUUUGUGAAGAGCCGGAUCAAGGAGGAGUACAAGGAGAAGAAGACGAAACUGCUGAAGGCCAAAGACCAGUUUAAACUGCUUCUGGAGGAGGCUAAGAUCACCAGCAAUCUGGAAGAAGAGACUACAACAUGACAACUGGACGACCAGAGGACCGCUGAGCCAAGAACCUGUCUGCACUGAACUGGGCCACAGACUGAAAGCUAGCUUCAAUGCUAGCUGAAAUCUGUCCAGUUGAUAAUAGAGCACAACAUACAUGUCUGUCUGUCUGUCUGUCUGUCUGUCUGUCUGUCUGUCUGUCUGUCUGUCUGUCUGUAGUGAUGGGUUAGUAGAAACAAGAAAGUUCAUGUUGUUCUAGAGAUCAUACUAUACUACACAUAGGACUGUGUUUUUACCGGGUAGCUCAGUAUCCACCAGUUGAUGACUUGUUAUAGUGGGCAGCUCCUCGUUUACACCAGUAUGAGACUUGCUGUACUGGUAAGCUCCAAGUGCAACCAGUAAGAGACUGGUUGCCCAUUAUAACCAGUAGUAGACUGUGUUGUACUACUCGCAUCUGUAGCACCCGUUUUUAAAGUCAAUAAACUGCUGGCUGUCAAUACCGUUAACAUGAACACGUUUCCAAGUUUUGUUUUUAUAAUAUUUUCUGUAUUUCUUUUUAAUUAAAUUGUGUUUUUACGACUCUAAAUCCAGAACAUAUUGCAUAAUAUGUUUGCAUUAUGUGGCCCCACCUCUUCCUGUGAUGUCAUUUGGUUGCCAGUCAAUCAACCAAUCCAACCCCCCCCCCCCCCCUCUUCAAAGACUUUAUCUACCUGUGGUGUCAUGUCCUGCCGUUGGUUGGUUCUCAUUGUACUAGUGUUGCUAGUGGCCAUCUUGUCUUGGUGGUGAUGUCGUAUAAGUGGACAAUAGUGGUCUUGUUCGUAGUUUGCCUCAUUUAGAAAGAAACCGAUUUGUCAAACAAAGAAACGUACAUGUUUAUUGUGCACUGAUGUUGGUGCCCAAAUUUCUUUUUUUUUUUUUUUUAAAUUAAAUAAUUGCGUUAAUCGCGCGAUACAAUUUUUAACGCCGUUAAAUUUGGUUUGAGUUAAUGCCGUUAAUAACGCGUUUAACUGACAGCUCUACUCCUAACCUCCCCUUUAACCCCAGCCUCCUAACCUCCCCUUUAUUGGUUUAUUAAAACGAUUAGACUGGACCACAACAAUAUCGAGGCUGGACAACGACGACUUUGAGAAUGAAGAAUGAACCACAAGACUAGACUAAAUCCUCCUUCCCUCUCCCCAAACUUUGCUGAAGUCUGGAAGAAGAGACUACAACAUGACAACUGGACGACCAGAGGACCGCUGAGCCAAGAACCUGUCUGCACUGAACUGGGCCACAGACUGAAAGCUAGCUUCAAUGCUAGCUGAAAUCUGUCCAGUUGAUAAUAGAGCACAACAUACAUGUCUGUCUGUCUGUCUGUCUGUCUGUCUGUCUGUCUGUCUGUCUGUCUGUCUGUCUGUCUGUCUGUCUGUCUGUCUGUCUGUCUGUCUAAUAGUAAUACUACACAUAGGACUGUGUUUUUACCGGGUAGCUCAGUAUCCACCAGUUGAUGACUUGUUAUAGUGGGCAGCUCCUCGUUUACACCAGUAUGAGACUGGCUGUACUGGUAAGCUCCAAGUGCAACAAGUAGGAGACUGGUUGCCCAUUAUAACCAGUAGUAGACUAGGUUGUACUACUCGCAUCUGUAGCACCUGUUUUUAAAGUCAAUAAACUGCUGGCUGUGAAUACCGUUAACAUGAA
This is a messenger RNA of Gadus morhua (Atlantic cod), 3358 nucleotides long. It is a transcript of the gene tcerg1l, whose product is annotated as transcription elongation regulator 1 like. NCBI's taxonomy places the organism in Eukaryota, Metazoa, Chordata, Actinopteri, Gadiformes, Gadidae. The record is from RefSeq and is a predicted model, not a curated record. The transcript is spliced from 14 exons. Gene Ontology annotation, molecular function: transcription coregulator activity; RNA polymerase binding. The coding region runs from base 218 to 1717 and encodes 499 amino acids. Gene Ontology annotation, cellular component: nucleus.